CCGGCGUAUCCUGUAUCCUGCUGCCACCCAAGAUUACAGAAUCAAUGGGGAAAGUGUCGAGCAGUCGGACGGACGACUCCAUCGAGAGUCGUGUCGGCGGCGUGGUUGCGUCGUUUCGCGACGCCAAGCUCGUACACUCAGCUGGAGAAACAGCCAAAGACGCGCUGUGUGGUGGUGCCAUCUUCUUCGGCGGUGUCUCGCUGACCCAACUCAGUAUGUUGUUGUGUCGCAUGUCGGCAUCCACGCCAGCAUUCCCUUCCAUCGUUGGCGGCAUUGGCGUGGCUGCCUCAAGUAUUCUCGUUGGAGCUUUUUGCCUUCGACGAACGGACCCCACGCCCGUGCAAAUGACAGCUGCCGCCGCCACGGGCUUGCUUCUCUUUCGCCUGUUGGGAGGCCGCUUCCGGUCAUUAGCACCCAGCGACUUUCGUCACCCUGGGGCAUUUGGACACGCCAACAUUUCGCUGCCUGCGACACUGGAGUAUGCAGACGGCAACGCCCGCGCCGUUAUCCAGAGCUUUGGCCGCCUCUACGGUUGCCACACAUGUGGCGUUCGAAGCGCCAAGUUCCACGCCGACCACCAGCCACCCGUCAUGGUCGCCAAAGCCGAAAACGAAAGACUGUGGAACCGCCUGAUAGCUGGUCCGGUCGUCCAAAGGUACUACCCGCAGUGCGACGGCUGCUCCAACAUCCAGGGCGCCCAAGUCAAGAAAAACGCGCAAAAGCUCAAGCUGCACCUCUGGGCGCUGCGAGGGUACCAUGCGACGGGGUUUUGGAUGGUUCUUUUUGGGGCGGGGGGAUUGGGGGGGUACAUCGCACAGUCCCCCGAAGCGGAUUCGUCUAUUGUGGAACAGGUGGCGGCACAUGCCACUGACGUGUGGCAGCCUCCGACGCUGGCGCGCCUGCGGGAGCGAGAGGCCGCGCUGAAGCUGGAACGUCUGGCUGCGGACACCCUGCGCAAGAAAGCGAUCGACAUCGAAUUGGCCCAUAUACGCGAAAGGAAAGCCACACUAAAGUUGGCUGCGAAAGUAGCAGCCACUAAUGCUUAAACGUUAAAUGUCUUGGAGUUGACGUUCUGUCAUGUACUGGCGCCAGUCACCGCUCGAGACAACGUCCACGGCAGUGUCGGAAGGAAUGACACAGAAGUACGUCCAUGCAAGAAGACUCUCAGUGCCGCACGUGACGUCGACUUGCACACGUUCGUACUCAUUGGAUGGGUGGUCGGCACCGUAAUAAUCUUCCAGGGCAUCCAGACCCUCCAGAAGUUGGUCAUAUUCUUGCGGGUCGUCGGCUGUCAACACUUGGCCAUACACGACGCCACUGCCGCCGCGGUACAUUCCAGGGUAUCCUGCGGCGAAGUGCAUGAGCGACGCAUCGGCGACCGAUCCCCGCGGGGCCAGGAAUCGCGCGGACGCGUAUUUGCCCACGUGUCUGUCAAAGUUGCGGAAACCUUUCCUACAUGUAGAUUGAAAACUAACGAGACGAUAUAAUGAUCGUACAUGAGAGUGCCAUAGACAAAGAACGGAAGCCGAGGUGGCUGCGCCAUGACUUAGGUUGAAAUGCUACCAGUAUCCUAUACUACCGGUAGUACUGGAA
This is a messenger RNA of Aphanomyces astaci, 1593 nucleotides long. RefSeq lists its product as hypothetical. The record is from RefSeq and is a predicted model, not a curated record. The transcript is spliced from 5 exons. The coding region runs from base 45 to 1046 and encodes 333 amino acids. NCBI's taxonomy places the organism in Eukaryota, Oomycota, Saprolegniomycetes, Saprolegniales, Verrucalvaceae.